Messenger RNA from Mesocricetus auratus (golden hamster), 2723 nucleotides. Its product is annotated as zinc finger protein 773-like. The coding region runs from base 599 to 1876 and encodes 425 amino acids. Gene Ontology annotation, molecular function: RNA polymerase II cis-regulatory region sequence-specific DNA binding; DNA-binding transcription factor activity. The transcript is spliced from 5 exons. The record is from RefSeq and is a predicted model, not a curated record. Gene Ontology annotation, biological process: regulation of transcription by RNA polymerase II. Lineage: Eukaryota; Metazoa; Chordata; Mammalia; Rodentia; Cricetidae.
CAGGAAUACAGGUGGAGGAGACCUGUUUCCAGAAUUCGGACUGUUUUCACAUUUUUAAACAUCAGAUAUGGCUUUUAAGCUGAGCAUCCCUUUGAGAAGGGAAAUUUGGGAAUGCAUACCAGAUUCAGACCCAGGAAUCCACCUUACUGUGUGGCCUUGAUGGUCAGAGAAAUGGAAACACUGGCGCAUCUGUAACCAUUACAGCGUCUACAGGAGUCCCUUGAGCUCCUUGCUUACCGCUGCUAUAGCUCCCACUUCUCCGGCUGUGUCCUUGUUUCCAGGGCGCAUCCUUCUCUGAACUACAUUACCCAGAAGAGACAGCGCAGAAGCGCUCAGCCAAUGAAAGCGGCCGCUUCCGCGGGCUUUAACAAAAAGAAAAAAGGAAAGACAAGACAAAAAAGCAUUGGGACUUAGCGGUUGUGGGCAGGUGACUGUUUUCCUGGAUGCUCGCACCAAGCCUUCGGAAGACUGGGUUUUUACACCUCGUUGUCCAGGACUGGAAGGCUGGAGAGGAGGGAGGCUUUGUGCUCUAGCGCACAAACGGGUUUGAAGUCUACAACGAUCCCGUGUGACAGGUUGCUGGCCCGGGGAGACAGCCAUGGACCCAGCUGUCCAGCAGAGUCCGACUGCCGAGGCUGAACCGGGAGCCCAGGCACAGGUUCCUGUGAGUGCAAAGACAUCGACUAACUUUAGAGAGGGUUGUGUGGCCUUUAAUGAUGUGGCCAUCUACUUCUUGAGGGAAGAAUGGACACUGCUUGAUGGCUCUCAGAAGCGUCUGUACCACCAUGUGAUGAUGGAGGUCUUUGUUCUCAUGUCCUCAUUGGGACUUAUACCUUCAGGAACCCACGACAUCGCUCAACUGGCGUCUUCAGGAGAUCGCUUCAUCCCUGCACUGAGAUUCCUGACUCCAAGAGUGGAGGUGGAAAAGAUACUUUGUAAGCCGAAGACUCCCAGUGAAGGAGGGCUUAAUGUGACCACGUUCCAACAGCCAGAGCUGAGCUGUGCUGAGAAUUCCUUACGGAGAGAAGAGAGCAGGAUUCCAGUCGUGAAGAUCAAGAAAAUUGACCUUUCAGAGAAGAGUUUACAAAGCACAGACAAUGUGGGGGACCUCCAGACUCCCUCUGGGCCUCCUGGGCAUCCUGCGACUCAUAGUAAUACAGAGCCGCCCGGGAGCCCCGAGAGAAAAAAGGCCAUUCUCAGUAAGAGGAACUUCAAAUGCUGUGACUGCGGCAAAUCCUUCAGCUGCAGGUCUCUGCUUAUUCGGCACCGGAGGAUACACACUGGAGACAAGCCUUUCAAGUGCAGCGAGUGUGAGAAAUCCUUCAUCCAGAAGGCUGAUCUGAACCAACAUGUCAAAGUUCACACUGGAGAGAAGCCCUUCAGGUGCGGCGAAUGCGGGAAAGACUUCAAACAUAACCGCUCCCUCGUUGGGCAUCAAAGACUUCACACCGGAGAAAGACCUUACAAAUGCGGCCAGUGUGGGGAGUCGUACAUGAACAAGUCCAGCCUCAUACGGCACAACCGACUUCAUACCGGAGAGAAGCCUUACAAGUGCAGCGAGUGCGGGAAAUUGUUUAAGGAAAGAUCCAGCCUUGUCUACCACGCCCGGGUGCACACUGGAGAAAGGCCUUUUAAGUGCAGCCAGUGUGGGAAGUGUUUCAAAAAGAACUCCCACCUCGUGAAACACCGGAAAGUUCACAGCAGAGGAAAACCUUUUAAGUGCGGCGUGUGUGGGAGAUGCUUCGCGGUGAGGUGCAGCCUCAUUAAACACCAGAGAUUUCACACUGCGGCAAAGCACCAUGAGUGCAAGGAAUGUGGCAAAGUGUUUUGCUACAGGACUGGACUUUCUAGACACCGAAAGACUCAUGCGGAGUAGGAGUGCUGAGUGGCGCGAACAUGGGAAACCGUUUCCGUCAUCUCCUGUAUGCACACGAGAGAAUGUUCGCUGGACAAACGUCUAGAGCGUUGCAAACGGGAGGAGCCUUGACCCACACCUCCAUCCUCUUUAACUGGAGAGGACACAGCUCUGGGAUGCAUCAUGAACCCACGGACUCUGGGAAAGCCUCUGAGCAAAUGUCUGCUCUUAUGGGUAAUAUACACGACACCCAGAUAGGUCUGAGAACGCAGACAAAACUCUUCAGCAGUGGGUCAACCUUGUUCAGCCUUAAGAGUGAACCAGAUUCUGAAGAGAAGUCCUGAGAGUGGCCUUUGUGAGGGCGCCAUUCAAUGAAAGUUACUCAAAUAAGAACAUUGGGACAAGAUGAGAAUUGUUGUCAUUCUCCUAUUCCCAAGAAAUUGAUGCUUUCUAGGAAACUUAGCAAAAGCCCUGUGAUGUUGUUAUUGUAGUUGCUGUUGUACGUGGGUUUUUGUUGUUGAUUUGGUUUGGGUUGGGGAGGUUGAGGGGGGUUGUUUGGUAGCCCUGACUUGUCCUGGAAUUCAUUCUGUAAAACAGGCUGGCUUCGAACACAGAGAUGAGCGUGCCUCCACCUCCCAAGUGCUGGGAUUAAAGGCACGUGCACCACCUUCAGUAGGCCAAGCCCUGUAUUCUUGACCACACUACACAGGCCAGUGUAUAGUGGAGUUUCCAUGUUACCGAGUUCGAAUGGAGGAGGAACACAGCAGUCUCUGUUUAAAUAAGACACGGUUUUUAUUGGCACUGUUGUUUGUGCUGUCCUCACUUAAAGGUUCAGUUCCUGGAAUAAAUGUUUGCUGUGUAGUCUUCA